Messenger RNA from Scatophagus argus, 8280 nucleotides. Its product is annotated as signal-induced proliferation-associated 1-like protein 2. Gene Ontology annotation, cellular component: Golgi apparatus; plasma membrane; cytoplasm. Lineage: Eukaryota; Metazoa; Chordata; Actinopteri; Scatophagidae. Gene Ontology annotation, molecular function: GTPase activator activity. The transcript is spliced from 16 exons. Gene Ontology annotation, biological process: regulation of small GTPase mediated signal transduction; activation of GTPase activity; establishment of epithelial cell polarity. The coding region runs from base 1724 to 5503 and encodes 1259 amino acids. The record is from RefSeq and is a predicted model, not a curated record.
CUGUCUGCGAUUAUUGAGAAUUCACCUGUUUUCAUGUUAUGCUUAUGGCCCGUUAUUGGAUUCAUGUGGUGAAUCAAGUUCAGUCAGUGUAGAUGAAAGGCUAAGUAAAGCUGUUCUUUAUAAUACUGUGACAUAAAUUACAUAUGGAAAUAUGAGUGAAAUGGCGUAACAACCAGUCUGGCCAAAGGGUCCGCAAAUCAAAUUCUGUGCAGUUCUUCCUCAAAGCCAUUUAAUACAAAGUGUAUAAGUGAUUCCUGCUAACCAGCUGAGUGAAGGGUCAAGUUUCUGUUGAUGUAGUGGCAGAGUUGUGGCUCAGGGAGCAUGAGGGGUCAUGUACGGCUUCCAUCAACUGACUGACAUGGCGAAAUGUGUGUUCGCUGUGAAUGUGGGUGAGUGCAUGCAACUGUAGCAGUAUGGAGCAUUUGUUUCCUUGUACAGGAGAGAAGAUAGCUGAUGUGUGUUCAUAGACCUGCUGUUUUAUGUGUCAGCAAUAAAUAAAAAUAUUAGAAAACAAUGCAGCUACACCCUUGAGAGCUGUUAACCUUAUUUAGUUUUAGGUUGUUUUCAGCUGAAUUCAGAGAAGUACUGGACACAGUUUUUAAACCACCAAAAGUCAUGCACAUUUGCAAUCAGCUGUACUGAAAGCUUUUGAAAAAAAGAGCUCCCUGUUGCUGUUCAUUGUCUCUUCAUAAUAUCCUUAAGUUCUUUUUUAUAGCCACUCAGUCAGCCCUGCUAUUACAAAAUGAUCCAUUUAUGAUCAUAUUAGGCUUUGGUUUAAGCCAGACUGAUACAGCUUGAAAGACUGUGCAGCUAGAAAUAUCCUGGGAAAACAUUAACCUCUUUAUUAAUCAUUUAUGUGUUUUUCUUGCAGUUUUUUUGGAUCAAGAGACAGUUGUUUAAAUGACAAAGCUUCACUGCUUUUGUGUUUGGAGGAUGUACAGUGGCAUUUAAAUUUAAAUUGUUAGGUUGAUGCAUACAGCUGAAAAUGUCCUGAAAAUACUAACAACUGGUUCCCAGAUAUAAUGAGCAGAAACCUGAGGGGGCAGGAGCAGAACAAUGCACUUCCUCUUCACUUCUUCUGCAUAAGGUGUAUCAGACACUUCUCUAAUGUGGUGACACCCUCAGAGGACCGUUUCUAUUCCAAGUCACUGUCAGUUUGAUGGUCAGUUUGACACUACUCUUUACUAGUGAAGAUUUCACUGAAGCCUUCACAUAUCUGUAAAGGUGGCCAGCGGACCAGACCAAAGGGAAGCAGCUGGCACUGAAGAGUGCAGACGAAUGGGUGCCAUGUUAGAAGGCUUGAUAGAGACAGAGCCUCUCCUACACGGAGGACACAGAGUGGGGCUUCAGUGAUGAUCCUCUCAUCUUUACACCACAGGAAGGAGCAAACUACAGCUGGAGUACCACUAAAACACACAUCUGCACACCUGGACCAUCACCUGCACCGAGACACAGCCUCACAUACUCCUCCUCAGUGUUCUUCAUUCACACUUCAGAACUCGUUGACUCGUGAAAACAAACUGCGGCACCUCACAGAGGCAUCAAUGAAAGCCCAAGGGUUGAAAGUGUUCAGCCAUCUUAAAUGGUGUGAAUGAGAAUCUUGGUGCACAGCUCUCCUGUUUCACACCAGCACCACAGAGACAGGGACAGAAAUUUAAGUGGGACAACAGAAAGCUCAGAGUAGAGAAAAGAUCGUUGGACUGGAGUCGGUAUCUCAGGCACCAUGCAGUCAGACGACCUCUUCAUCCGCAAGUUUCGCCGUCAGAACAUGCGGCCGCCUGUUGCCACCGUCAACUUUGACACCAAACGGGAAGCAGGUGUAGUGGAGUGGCCGCCCAGGCGGGACGGUGAUGGAGCUGACGGAGACAGCCUCACUCCGAGCCGUGCGGGGCUGACCCUGAGGUCGGUGGGCCGGGGCCACAUCAUGCAGAGAAGUAACAGCGAUGUGACCUUAGGAGACUUGGACUCCUCUGGGAAGGGAGGGGGCAAAGCAGCUCGGGCGGUUGGUGAGAAGGUGGGUGCGGGGUCUCAGGGGGACUCGGGGGUGCUGCUUCACAGGGAAUACGGCAGCCUGUCCUCACUGGAGAGACAGACUCAAGCUCAGGAGUCGAGCACAGACGACCGGGGACCCCUGAGUCCAAAUGCCCUUCGCUUCAAAGACCCUUUCCUGCUUUUAGGACUGCAGGGCAACCCUCCAGAGCCUGAUGGAUUCUUUCGAGGUCUGUCUUUUCCCACAGGGGAAUCCCCAAAACCUGUCAAGCCGCCGAAGCCCGAAGGUCUAAGUAAGAAGACCAAACCCGUGCCCCCUCAGAUCCCUCAACCAGGUCAGUAUGACAACAUCGGGGGUGGAGCCUGGGUGAGGAACUUUGCCCACUACGAUGUCCAGAGCAUCCUGUUUGACCUCACUGAGGCAGCCACUAACAGAGACAGCAUUGGACGGAAAAAGAAUAUCACCUCGGGGGCUUCAGCAGCCUCACAGCUGCGGCCCCUCUCCCAGGCUGCCCCAUCCUCACCUGCACAGGGUGGGGGAGGCAACAGUGGGAUUGCAGAUGACCCUGAGCAGUCACUGCUGCUGGACGAAGGCGAUGGUAAUGACAACGAGCUCCUGCUCAGCUGCCCUCACUUCCGCAAUGAGACGGGGGGAGAAGAACAGGUGGGUCUGGGUCGAUCCCAGGGGAGGCGGGGACUCUGGUCGAGCCUGCGAACCCCCAACGAUGCAGUGUCGGUCCUGGAAGAGCCCAGAGAGAGUCACAUCCAGCAGCAGGGCAAGAGCAACUACUUUAUAGAGCAUGCAGAUCUGGGAGCUCAUUACUAUCGCAAAUAUUUCUACAUGAAAGAACACCAGAAUUUCUUUGGCAUGGACGAUCGCCUCGGCCCAGUGGCCAUCAGUUUCCGUCGAGAGGAGAAAGAAGGAUCCAGCGGAGCUCAGUACAAUUGCAGAAUCAUCUUUCGCACCACAGAGAUGAAGACACUGCGAGGUUCCAUCUUGGAGGAGUCAGUACCUUCUGCCGCUCGUCACACAACCCCCAGAGGCUUGUCUCCUAAGAGGCUGCUGGAGUUCAUCUUGCCUGAGCUGAACCUGCACUGCCUUCGCUUGGCCUCAAACUCCCCCAAGGUCCGGGACACCCUGCUGAAGCUGGACGAACAGGGGCUGAAUUUCCAGCGAAAGGUUGGGGUGAUGUAUUGCCGUGCCGGGCAGAGCUCAGAGGAAGACAUGUACAACAAUGAGAGCUCAGGGCCAGCGUUUGAGGAGUUUCUGGAUCUGCUCGGGGAGCGGGUGCGCCUGAAGGGCUGGGAGAAAUACCGAGCUCAGCUGGACAACAAGACGGAUUCAACGGGAACACAUUCCCUCUACACGCGCUACCAGGACUAUGAGAUAAUGUUUCAUGUGUCCACCAUGCUGCCCUACACAGCCAACAACACACAACAGUUGCUGAGGAAACGACACAUCGGUAACGACAUCGUGACAAUCGUGUUCCAGGAGCCAGGCGCCCUGCCUUUCACUCCAAAGUCCAUCCGCUCCCAUUUUCAACAUGUCUUCAUCAUCGUUCAGGUUCAUGAGCCCUGCACUGACAAAACCUAUUACAGGGUGGCUGUGACUCGCUCUAAAGACAUCCCAUUAUUUGGCCCACUGUUCCCUAAGGGGGCCCGCUUCCCUCGCUCGCCUGCCUUCCGAGACUUCCUGCUGGCGAAGGCAGUGAAUGCAGAAAACGCUGCGGAGAAGUCAGAGAAGUUCCGCUCCAUGGCUACGCGCACGCGACAGGAAUACCUGAAGGAUCUGGCCGAAAACUAUGUGACCACCACACCCAUCGACUCCUCCACCAAGUUCCCCCUGCUCUCUCUGGGAGGCAAGCGCAAAGACAAGCUGAAGGGCGCCAAAGGGGUCGAGCUGCACAGCGCCGGGGCGCUGGUGUGGGCUGUGAUGGUCAACAGGGGAGAUGAAGGGGAGGCGGGAGAGCUCAGGCUACCCUGUCUGCUCGGAGUGUCAGCUGAGUCUGUGGUGCUCAUUGAGAGGUGCACACGCAGGGUGGUGUUUAACUGCUCCUGCAGAGAUGUCAUCGGCUGGAAGGCAGUGACAGAGACUAAGGAGGGAGGCCCUUGUUUGGAUAUCUUCUAUGAGCGCGGGGAGUCCGUGUCGAUCAGUGUAAUGGAGAGCCAAGCCGAGGAUAUACGAGAGGUGGUGCAGAGGCUAGAGCUGGUUACCCGAGGCUGUGAGGCUUUUGAGGUUACCCCCCUGCGUGACGGAGUCGGCCAGCCUGGCUUCCUGAUGAACGAGGAGGGCUUCGUGACGGAGCUGCAGCGGUUCUGUUACGCCGAGAGCGGAGGCCUGCAGCUGUGGGCUCGUGUGGUGCGGCUGUGCGGACACUCACUGGUUCACCUGAGCCCUGAGGAGAGGACCAGGCUGCUCCGCACCGCCCACAAAAUCCACAUCACUGUCAUCCCACCAGACGAGAACGGCAAGCCUCGCAGAAGUUUCUCUGAGCUGUACCAGAAAGCCAUCAAGGAUGCAGAGUGCAAGCCCGGCGAGGAUCAGUCUGGAGAGGCCUGGGUGCUGGACGAGAGGGAAGAAGAGGACGAGGAGGUGGAGGAGGAGGAGCAGGACAAGCUGAAGGCGGAUGGGGUCAGUGAGGCGGAUAUAAUGGAGGUGCAGGUGGAGGCCGAAGAGGGCGAAGGGCAGUCGUUUGAUAAAGGGCAAAGUGAGAGAAGUCUCGACUCGCUACUCUCGCUGCCCAGCUUACCUUUGUUACGGGCCACUUCACUGCAGGACCAACCAGCCAAUCAGAGCCAGGAGGGCAACACCUCACAGCUAACACGCAGCUGCUCUUUGGAGAGGCGGCCAUCCUUGAGGGAUACGUGUGAUGGACACAUGUAUGACAAUGUGGCGCUAAAGGGAAAACACAUCUAUGAGAACGUCGGCGAGCUGAGAGACGCCACACCUGAUCUGAUCCUGGCUGUCAAACCCAAGGGUUCCGUGGAGGACGAACAGUUCAUGGGCGCUGAGUUUGGUGAAGACAAAGCUUCGGCGAGCGACUCGUCUUCCCGACUGUCAUGUGUGGACCGAGCCGAAAGAAAUUCACGAGCUCUAAGUCUUCAUAACUCCAUCACCAAGAUUCUCUCAGAGACGACCGAUUCGACUGAGGAGGAGUGGCAGUCCAUCGCUGACCUGGCCACAGCCUGCCGCAGCAUCCUGGAGGCUUUGUCACGAGAAGACCGUAAAGCUGGAGACCCCUCCCAAGCAGGAGAGCAGACAGACAGCAAGCAGAAAGACUUUAAGGAGAGUGACUCUCCAGGCCACCUGGAGGAGAAGGUAUCGCAGCUGGAAGCCAUGUUGAGGAAGCUGCAAGAUGAUCUGCAAAAGGAGAAAGAGGACAAGGCGAUGCUGCAGGCCGAGGUGCAGAGCCUCAGGCAGAAUAACCAGCGGCUGCAGGAGGAGUCGCAGAGCACGGUGGCUCGUCUCAUCAAAGUCACCGAGCUGCUGUGCAACGUCAACAAGCCCUGUUAGCCAGGCCACUUCACGCACAAACACACAAAUCAGCAGAGAGAAAGAUGCAAAUCGUGCAACGUGAUUGUACGCUCACUGUACUAAUUUUGGUUCUACAUAUUUGCAAACACACACACACACACACACACACAUUUCCUCUUCGGUCUGUGUAUUACCACAGUCUCAAUCUCAGUCUGAAUCCUGGACCUGCUGGUUGGUGAGGGAGUAUGCAAACUAACUCAUACAAAAGAAUAAAGACAUUUUCACCAUCCUGUCAUAGACUGACCAACGGGUGGCUCUCAGACAGCUGCGUUGGUGUACUAUGCCAGAGUGCUUCUCUUGGUGUGGGUGAUGUAGUAUGUGUGUGGAUGUGUGCCACAUGUGUGCCUGUAUGUGUGUGUGUGCAUCUCCUACUGUACCUUGCUUAAAAUACUUGACAAGCUGGGCUAAAUAGCACUUGCAUAAAAAGUGGCAAUUAAGACUGAGAGAGACACUGUAUAGCAUGUUUGGUGGUGUCUUAUCUGAAAUGACCAAAAGUGUACAUAUAUAUCACCAAUAAUAUAUGUGAUCAGUAGUAUUGCUAUCUUGUCUGCCAGACUUGUAGUUGCAGUGUCUGAGUGUGGUUCUGCCCGGCACUGAGUGUGUGGAAGGCCUUGAAACGAAACGCAACAAGUGAAAAAACAAAAACAAAGGAAGAUGACAAUAUGAAGCCCGUAGGCUGCCUUCUACUUCAAAACAUGUGAUGGGUCUCUUACAUAAGGACAUCACUCUCUGUCCUCUUCACUUCUCAGUAGUACUGUAUUCAAGACAUUCUGGAGUUUUUAAGGAGAGACAAUUACAAAAAAAAAAACAACAAAACAAAACGAAAAAAAACCAAAAAAACAACCGAAAAAGACAAAACUGGAAACUGAAAAAAAAAAGAACUGAGCAUGCGUGUUCCUCCUGGAAGUAUGUAUGAAAACAAUAUUAAAAGUGAUACCGAAAAGGGUCGUACCUCUCCUGAAGACACAGACAAUGGCAGGAAAGAAAUGCUUCAGCUUCCUUCCAUGAUAGCCUGUAGCUGUUUUCUUCUAACCUCACUAUUGUAGCAGCCAUACUGUAGAAGAUCUCCUCCUGCUGGCCUGAACCACAAAAUGCCAAAAGGCAGCUUUUCUUUCAGCUGGCAAAAUAGCUUUAGGUGUCUGAAUAGAACACCUUGAACUAAUAGUGAAAUACAGAAUAUUGUAUUUAAAUAUGUUUUGUGUUUGGCGGAUGUCUACAGUGACCGUUUUGGGUAAUUGUUUAGUAUGGCUUAUGAGUGGUAGCGGUAAGGACAAUAGGUGAAAUGUUGCCAUUCCACCCUGGUGUGUGUUUGUGUGUGUUUCUGUGUUGUUCAAGCACUUUUGUUUUGUAAAAUCAGCACUGGACGGGGCACAUGCUGUACUUUAUUUAGCCUGCCCAGGUUAUGUCCUGCUCAACAUAAGAAGGUGGAUAAGAUCUCAUCCCCCUGACGCCACCUUACCUCACCUUUUUAUGUCCACUGCUGACGGCGCCAAUAAACAAACGUGUUCAGAGGAGUCGGACUGCUUCUCCUCAGUGCCAAUGAAAAGCCCAGGCAGCUCUCCCGAAUCCCAACGAAAUCAAACUGAAGUGACUCAACCGCAAACUAAAGGAAAAACUCUAAACUGCAACAAAAAGGGAUGCCAAACGUUCACCAGUCACUCAGACUCUCUUGUUUCUUGUACAAAUUUCCUCUUGUAAUUUUAUUUUAGAGUCACUGUGAAUACCUGGUACCAGCAUAUUAAGAUACAGUAUAUACAGAUUAAAUUAUGAAUCUAAACUUUAUCAGUAUGUGAAGAUACUGUAUGUACAGCUGAACUGUUCCAUGUUACUUAGUGCUUUGGGUUGUGUACGCCCUCCUUUUGCAGGAUGAUUAUGCAGACAAGUGUUAACCGUGGCCAUGCAGGCUCCUGUUUCAUCUCCUGUACAUGCUGAAGCCUCAUGACUGAACAGGGAAACGUUGGCGUGAGAAGACCUGUUUUACUGUGUCUUGUAUAGUUAUUUAGAUUGUAGGAGGUUGAUCAAGCAUGAGAAUGUGCCAAGCAACUUCCAAGCUCCCCUCUGUAUGUGUGUAUGUAUAAAAAUGUAACUUAUUAAUCAUGCAAAUGUGGAUUUUCUUGUAGCUGUUUAAACUGGAGGGAAGUCUCAAGGAAAAAAUGUGAAAUAGGGCAGAAAGGAAAGGUGGACUUGGUUAUAAAUUUAAGUUUCUUUUGUAGAAAAAACAACAAUGACAUGACAAAAUCCUAUCAAAUCUUGCUUAAUGUGACUCUUAUUAUCAUUCUAGUGUUCAGCUAUUUCAGCUAUAGUUCUUACAUAUUUAAUAAGGUCUUAAAACACCAUUAGGUACGCCUUAAUGAGUGAAACUCUUCUUUCAGAAUGGAUGGUCAAACUAGUCAUACUGGUGUUAUGUGAAGGCUUAUUUCUCUGACUUUGUGCCUACCUGAAAAUGUAAUGUAUGUUAUCCCAGCAUAGUGACCUCAUUUAUUUGUCUUUGGUUGCACUUACUGAGGUUUUUUCAGUGGCAGAUGAAGGUUUUGCAAAGAGAUCGUCACAACAUCUUGUCUUUCAUCCACCAUGCGGGGAGAAGUCACAUAAAUAACAGAAAAUAAUAAUAAGAAUAAUAAUAAUAAUAGUAAUAGAUGUGUGUUGUUGAUCUAAAGCAUCACUGACGCUCAGUGAGUACCACCGAUUGUUCAAAGACGCAAACAGACAAAUAUAUGAUUUUUAAGAGCGAAUUAAAAGGAAAAAGGUGCUUAAAA